Messenger RNA from Benincasa hispida (wax gourd), 1376 nucleotides. Its product is annotated as dof zinc finger protein DOF5.3-like. Gene Ontology annotation, biological process: regulation of DNA-templated transcription. NCBI's taxonomy places the organism in Eukaryota, Viridiplantae, Streptophyta, Magnoliopsida, Cucurbitales, Cucurbitaceae. Gene Ontology annotation, molecular function: DNA-binding transcription factor activity; DNA binding. The record is from RefSeq and is a predicted model, not a curated record.
CAAUCCCUCUCAUCAUUACUCUCUCUCUCUCUUGGUUCUAAAUUCUUCCAUUGGGAUUAUUGCUUUAUAUAUUUACCUAUCUCCCCUUCUUCUUUCUUCCUCACUUCUCAACUCUUCCCUUUACUCUUUUUCCCAUCUCUUCUUAUUCUUCUUCUUCUUCUUCUUUCUAGUUUCUACACAAAAACCCCAAAUCAAAUCUUCUGUUUUGUUGUUUUUGUUUCUCUUCAACAAUGGAUCUACCCACUGCCCAACACCAGGAAAUUGAAACACAUUCUGUGGAGAACAUGAUGGUAUGUCAAAAUUCAAAAGAUCAAAUGAGAAAGCCAAGGCCACAGCCAGAACAAGCCUUGAAAUGCCCAAGAUGUGAUUCAACAAACACCAAAUUUUGCUACUACAAUAACUAUAGCCUCUCUCAACCUAGAUACUUUUGCAAAUCCUGCCGCCGUUACUGGACGCAAGGCGGCACCCUCCGCAAUGUUCCAGUUGGGGGAGGGUGUCGUAAGAACAAAAGAUCAUCCUCGACGAAUUCAUCAUCUUCUUCCUCAAAGAAAUCCCAAGACCAUCUCUUCGGCUCAACUAGCGGCCUACCCCACUUGUCCUACGAUCACCAAGCCCAUGACCUCAGUCUGGCAUUCGCCAGGCUUCACAAAAACUCAUGUGCGAGUGGGAGUGCGAGUGCGAGUGCGGUUGGACCCGCAUUCAACGACUUUGAUUUCUCCAUUUUGGGAAUGCCAAACAGCGACGUUUUGAAUGGCUUUGGGUAUAAUUCUCAAACAAUGUAUUAUGGAAAUGACAACAUGGGUGGAAUCGAAAGCAGUGGAGAUCAAAUGAGAUUACAAACUUACGAUCAAGAUCAUCAUCAUCAUAAUCAACAGUAUAGCAAUGCUACAACGACGGCAGUGACGGUCACGACGAUGAAGCAAGAGCUAUUUGGAGGACGAGAAAUCAAUGGAGGUGAUCAAAGUAAAAUCCUUUGGGCAUACCCAAAUUGGCAAAUGAACAAUUAUACUAAUGCGAUAGAUUCAAACACGACCACGACAACGAUGAUGACAGCCAUGGAUUUCGAUUCCGGUUCCGCUCGCGAAAGUUGGAACAACAAUGCCUUCACUAAUGCUUCUUCUUGGCAUGGUCUUCUCAAUAGUCCUCUCAUGUAAUCCCUCUUCUUCUUUAAGAUUGUGUGUUCAUUUUUUUUUUUUUACUUAGAAACUAAUUAGGACAAACCCUCUUCCCCUCCAUAGAAUAUGAUCUUAAUUUCAAGGUUUAGUGGUUAUUUUUUCUUUUGGGAAUUAAGUUUUGUACUAAAAAGAGAGGUGGUUCAUUUGAAUCAUCCCAUUGUGUUAUUAGUUAAUUUAAUUUUGGGUUCUUCUUGCUUAUAA